AUCGGAUCUUGUACCAUCUUUUCCUAUCGUUCUUUUUGGUAUCUUACGACUACAUCACUACUUAUAUCUCUUUCUUAUCCCGAUCGAUCCUCUCGACGCUGCCUCUGUACAUAAACCCUUGCCAUCUCACCAUCACUGUCAAUUUUUUUCUCCCCUCGACAGCACUCCGAGUGCAUAUUUUCCUAGGUUUUCCAUCUCGUCAAGACCACCCACAUCCGUACGUCGGAAGUUGACCGGCACGGACAAUCGUGACAUUCUUUCUUGCCUCACUCGAUAUUUGACGCCCAACGCUUUUCAAAACUCAUCUCUUUUGGGGAUAUUUUAGAUUGACAACUCCCCCCGUCACACCAUUUCAGGUCCCCAAGGAGCACACUCAAUCAAAACAAUGGGUUCCCUCGCCACCCCUCCACCUUCCCGACUCUUUGAGCCACUCAAGGUCGGGACCAUGACGCUCAAGAAUCGACUCGUCAUGGCACCGUUGACUCGGUUUCGAGCCGACGACGACCACGUUCCUCUGCCGUUCGUCGAGACUUACUACUCCCAGCGCGCUUCGGUCCCGGGGACCCUUUUGAUCAGCGAGGCCACCUUCAUCUCCCGACGGGCCGGUGGUUACCCAAACGUCCCCGGGAUCUGGGAUCCGGCCCAAAUCGAGGCUUGGAAGAGGGUCACCAAGGCUGUCCACGCCCGAGGCUCGUACAUAUACCUGCAACUCUGGGCUUUGGGGAGGUGCGCGAAUCCUCAGUGCGCCGAAUCCGAAGGGAUCACCAUCGUUUCGUCUUCCCCCAACGCCUUGGAUUCGGAACACGCCGUUCCCCAUGAGCUCACCCCGGAAGAGAUCAAAGGGUGGGUUCGGGACUACGCCACGGCCGCCCGCAACGCCGUCCACGAGGCCGGGUUCGACGGGGUCGAGAUCCACGCCGCCAACGGGUACCUGGUGGACCAAUUCCUGCAGGACGUCAGCAACUCCCGCACCGACGAGUACGGCGGGAGCGUCGAGAACCGAUCCCGCUUCGGUCUGGAGGUCGCCCGCGCCGUCGUCGACGCCGUGGGGGCCGACCGGGUCGGCAUCCGCCUCAGCCCUUGGUCGAGUUUCCAGGGCAUGAAGAUGGACGACCCGGUCCCCCAAUUCACCCACGUCGUCGAGCACCUGAAGUCCCUGAACCUGGCCUACCUCCACCUCGUCGAGUCGAGGGUGUCGGGCAACGCGGACCUCGAGUCGACCGACAAGCUGGACUUCCUCAUCGACGCCUGGGGCAACACGAGCCCCGUCCUCCUCGCCGGCGGCUACAGGCCCGACUCCGCCAGGCGCGCCGUCGACGAAGAGUACAAGGACAAGGACGUCGCCAUCGUCUUUGGUCGAUACUUCAUCUCCACCCCGGACUUGCCCUUCCGCAUCCAAAAGGGCAUAGACCUCAACCCUUACGACCGAGCCUUGUUCUACAAUCCAAAAUCCGAGAGGGGCUACAUCGACUAUCCAUUCAGUGCCGAAUUCGAACAGGAAGUCAAGGCAUAGAUAUACAAAACCAUUGGGUUGAAAAUAUGAAAGAAGGCUGAACACAUAUCCAUAGAAUUGUAGACUAGCGAUUGUUUCCUGCUAUACAAGAAUAAGAAUAGUAGAACCAGGUAUUCCCCCCAAAGUGUUUCAUGCUUGGAGCGACUGGUCUACAUCGUCACUGAUUUCUGGGUUGGCGAUAUAUGAUCUGCUGCGCCAACAAGGAGUCCUUUCUCAAAGGCUAGAUCACGAUCCUCGACAUCGCUAGUGUCCCAU
Exophiala oligosperma is the source of this 1768-nucleotide messenger RNA. RefSeq lists its product as uncharacterized. The coding region runs from base 386 to 1513 and encodes 375 amino acids. NCBI's taxonomy places the organism in Eukaryota, Fungi, Ascomycota, Eurotiomycetes, Chaetothyriales, Herpotrichiellaceae. Gene Ontology annotation, molecular function: NADPH dehydrogenase activity; FMN binding. The record is from RefSeq and is a predicted model, not a curated record. The transcript has a single exon.